AUGUGUUUCGAAGAUACGUGCGGGUGCUGCUACAACCUGUGCAAGGCCCUCCUCUUGAUCCUCCUGUGGCCGUUCACCCUCAUCGUGUGCCUGCUGGGCGUCAUCAUCUUCAUCAUCCUGCUUCCGUUCUACAUCUGCAGCAAGUGCUGCUGCUGUCCUGGCUGCUGCCUGGUCAACUGCGUCGAAGAUCACAUCGUGAAGAAGAUGAUCAAGCUCCCGCUCCUGGUGUGCCUCACCAUCUGCGCGAGCUGCGGCUCGGCUGCCGACCGCACCCACGACAUCGUCAAAUAG
This is a messenger RNA of Acanthamoeba castellanii str. Neff, 291 nucleotides long. RefSeq lists its product as uncharacterized. Bases 1 to 291 code for a protein of 96 amino acids. NCBI's taxonomy places the organism in Eukaryota, Discosea, Longamoebia, Acanthamoebidae. The transcript has a single exon. The record is from RefSeq and is a predicted model, not a curated record.